This is a messenger RNA of Gavia stellata (red-throated loon), 426 nucleotides long. It is a transcript of the gene GAL, whose product is annotated as galanin and GMAP prepropeptide. Bases 1 to 426 code for a protein of 141 amino acids. The record is from RefSeq and is a predicted model, not a curated record. Gene Ontology annotation, cellular component: extracellular region. The transcript is spliced from 6 exons. NCBI's taxonomy places the organism in Eukaryota, Metazoa, Chordata, Aves, Gaviiformes, Gaviidae. Gene Ontology annotation, molecular function: hormone activity.
AUGCAGCGGUGCACCGGUUUCCUCUUUCUGUCCUUAAUCCUUUGUGCCACCCUCUCGGAAACACUCGGGCUGGUUUUCUCAGCAAAAGAAAAAAGGGGAUGGACUUUGAAUAGUGCUGGUUACCUACUGGGGCCACGUCGUAUUGAUCAGCUUUUACUGAUAAAGGAAAUGCCCAUUGCAAAGGGGAGAGAAGAGGCACCAGGGGCAUAUGCAGUAGAUAACCACAGAUCUUUUAAUGACAAACAUGGUUUCACCGGUAAACGUGAAAUACAGCCUGAUGAGGAUAUUAAAGCAGGGAAUCUUGGAAGACCACUGGCUGAUGAAAACAUUGUGCGCACAGUAAUCGAAUUUUUGACUUACUUGCAUCUUAAAGAGGUGGGAGCGCUUGACCAACUACCUUCACCAGAGGAAACAAACCAGUCUUGA